UUUGAAAACCACCCCCCCAUUUGCAUCUGCGGGGCAUAUGAAAUACACUCAAAUUUUAAAGCCCUACCCGCACCUUAAACCCCUAAAAUCUGCGACUCAAAACACCUAAAAUUAACACUAUGAACAAGUGGUGGCGAAGCCUGAGGACGGCAAUCCAGUCCCCACAACAGCCAUUAUCACCACAGCUACCAUUUCAAUCGUCACGUUACCACACAAUCCAAGCAAUACCUCGAGAGGUUGUAGGCAGCAGAGUUUCAGCUAGAGAAAGAGAGCAAGGUAGAAUCCCUGCUGUGGUUUUCUCUCAGAGUCUCCUUGAUAUAAAUCCAUCAAAUCGGUAUACAUCUAGGAAGAGAUUAUUGACUACUGAGAAAAAGCAGAUUCAAGCAAUUCUUAAGUCCGUAGAACUCCCUUUCUUUUGCUCCACUACUUUCCCUCUUCAGAUCCGAGCUGGGACCGGGUCAUCGGUUUUGCUUGAAUCCGGAACUGUAUUGCCCAUUAAGAUACACAGGGAUGAAAAGACAGGGAAGAUAUUGAAUUUGGUGUUUGCUUGGGCUGAUGAAGGAACUGAGAUGAAAGUUGACGUGCCGGUUGUUUUCAAAGGAGAAGAAAAUUGUCCCGGUCUUAAGAAAGGAGGCCAUUUGAAGAUGAUGAGAAGUACUCUAAAAUAUCUCUGCCCAGCUGAACACAUUCCUCAAAAAAUUGAGGUGGACAUAAGCAAUCUAGAUAUUGAAGAUAGAUUAUUCAUGCGUGAUAUUGAGGUUCAUCCAUCUUUGAAGCUUUUGAGUAAGAAUGAGAACAUGCCUGUAUGUAAGAUUGUGGCAACAAAUUUGGAUGCCCCGGAACCCGCGGCAUUGAAUUUAGAAAGCCCAGAACCUGCAGAGAUAUAGCCAGUGGAGUGCCUGUGAAUCACCUCAGCAGAAAAGACUAGCAACCGCAAUGUUAGAAGUUUAGAAUAAUAAGUUUGUUGUUUUGUCUAGAUUAUGGCUUGCGUUGGUGUUUUGGGAUUCUCAAACCAAGGAAGACAUUCAUGGAUAGAUUCGUAGGCAUGUUAUAUUUAUGCUUUUAGCGUCAUAGUUACUUUGUUGGUAGGUUGCAUUAGUUGCUGCUAAAUGAUGCAUGAAUGUAUCAAACAUGAAAGAACUGAGAUGGCGUAUGACCUUGUUCUUUUUUUCUUUUUUCUU
Populus euphratica (Euphrates poplar) is the source of this 1181-nucleotide messenger RNA. RefSeq lists its product as uncharacterized. The coding region runs from base 120 to 887 and encodes 255 amino acids. Gene Ontology annotation, cellular component: cytosolic large ribosomal subunit; ribosome. Lineage: Eukaryota; Viridiplantae; Streptophyta; Magnoliopsida; Malpighiales; Salicaceae. The record is from RefSeq and is a predicted model, not a curated record. Gene Ontology annotation, molecular function: 5S rRNA binding; structural constituent of ribosome. The transcript is spliced from 3 exons. Gene Ontology annotation, biological process: translation.